AUGGAUGCAGACCAAAGAAUAAUAAAUGGUAAUGAAUCGCAAUAUACUACUCAAAAUGAACCUGUAACAGUGGACAUAGUUGAAGAAUUAGAUGUGAUAAAAAUUUCAGAUACGGAAUAUAGAAGUAAAGUACCAUUAAAAAAACCAGGUCCAAGAGUAAGAGGAGUAUACGGAGGAGCAUUUGCUUCACAAGCAAUAUUAGUUGCAGUAAGAUCAUCACCUCCAAAUUUUAAACCAAAUGCAAUUCAUACAUUUUUUGCAAAAAAGGGUCUUCCUGAUGUAUUAGUUACAUGGAAAGUACAAAAUAUAUCAACUGGUAAAACUUUUGCAAAUAGAUCUAUACAAGCAAUACAAAAUGGUGAAGUUAGAUUUACUGCAAAUGUUUCAUUAACAACUAAAAAUGAAUCAUCUGGUGAUUCUAUAACGGAAAAAUCAUUAUCAUUUCAAGGACAAAGAACCUCAGAAUUGGAAAAUUAUACCGACGUUGAUCAAUUAAAAGGUUAUGAUGUUCCUGAUGUUCAUUUGAGUAUUCGAGACUUUGACGAAUAUGAAUCAAAAGAUAUUUAUUCAUAUAUAAUAAAAUAUGGAAUAAAUCAUAAAGAAAAAGUAUUACCAAUACCACCUGAAUUUAAAUAUGUUGCUUUUACAUGGAUUACUGAUUGGAUGAGUUUAAAUUAUGCAUUUGUAUCUAGAGGUCAAAAAGUUCAAAUAAAUUUUAAUGUUUCAUUAGAUCAUUCAAUAUAUUUUCAUGAUGAUGAUUUUGAUGCUACUCAAUGGACUGGUAUUUGUUUAAAAACUCCUAUUUAUUUACACAAUAGAUGUUUAAUUAUAUGUGAAUUAUAUAAUGAACUGGGUAAACAUGUUGCAAGUGUUGUUCAAGAAAGAUUAUUUGUGACUAAACCAGUUGAACCAAAGGCUAACUUAUAG
Molecule: messenger RNA, 927 nt
Organism: Lodderomyces pseudojiufengensis
Lineage: Eukaryota; Fungi; Ascomycota; Pichiomycetes; Serinales; Debaryomycetaceae
Exons: 1
Coding region: 1-927 (308 amino acids)
Biological process (GO): acyl-CoA metabolic process; fatty acid catabolic process
Cellular component (GO): peroxisomal matrix
Molecular function (GO): fatty acyl-CoA hydrolase activity
Source: RefSeq, a predicted model, not a curated record